CUCUUUGCAGCUGUUUGCAGACAAGGUCCCUAAGACAGCAGAGAACUUCCGUGCCCUGAGCACUGGCGAGAAGGGAUUUGGCUACAAGGGCUCCUGCUUCCACAGAAUCAUUCCUGGGUUCAUGUGCCAGGGUGGUGACUUCACGCGCCACAAUGGCACUGGUGGCAAAUCCAUCUAUGGGGAGAAGUUCUCCGAUGAGAACUUCAUCCUGAAGCACACAGGCCCUGGUAUCCUGUCCAUGGCCAAUGCUGGCCCCAACACAAAUGGGUCCCAGUUCUUCAUCUGCACUGCCAAGACUGAAUGGUUGGAUGGCAAACAUGUUGUCUUUGGCUGCGUCAAGGAGGGGAUGAAUGUGGUGGAGGCCAUGGAGCGCUGUGGCUCCAAAGAUGGCAAAACAAACAAGAAGAUCACCAUUACUGACUGCGGGCAGCUGUCGUAAACCUUCCUCUUAACAAGUGACCAUUCCUUCGGCAGCCUGGAUGCUGUUCCCUGCUGCAGCUCACCUUGUCCCACCCCGCUCCUGACUUCUGCUGCGUUUCUACUGGGUCUCAGCCCCACGUGUUCACGGUCCAGCUGAGUUGCAGUUACCUUUCUGAGUCUAAAUAAAACGAGUUAAACCACA
Nestor notabilis (Kea) is the source of this 622-nucleotide messenger RNA. Its product is annotated as peptidyl-prolyl cis-trans isomerase A. Gene Ontology annotation, biological process: protein peptidyl-prolyl isomerization. Lineage: Eukaryota; Metazoa; Chordata; Aves; Psittaciformes; Psittacidae. The record is from RefSeq and is a predicted model, not a curated record. Gene Ontology annotation, molecular function: peptidyl-prolyl cis-trans isomerase activity. The transcript has 4 exons. The coding region runs from base 122 to 439 and encodes 105 amino acids.